AUGCAUCUGUCCGGACUUGUCGCGCUGUUGGCACUCGCAACAUCAUCACUAGCAUACUACAGCAAGCAGAAAGAUGCCGUUAAGCUGUCGUCCAUCAAGACGCUGACACUUCGUGAUGGCGCGCUGACGUCCGCGCGACGCGUCGAGCCAAUACCACAACUCACAUGCAUUGGUGGCAACGCAAAAGGCCUCUACGACGUCGAUGUCAUGCGCUGCACCAACGCUGGAUCAGACUACGGUGCAGAAGAUAUCCAGUGGACCUGCAAAGCGAGCUUGCCGCCAGAGUUCAAGCUUGGCAGUACCGAUGUCAUUUGUGAAGGCUACGAGAACCCGGACGAUCCAUAUAUCCUGAAAGGAUCGUGUGGCGUUGAGUAUCGACUUAUACUUACUCCACAAGGCGAGGCCAAGUACCACGAUCGUGUCAACAACAAGGCAUGGAGGUCCAAGAAUCGAAGCGGAGACGAGAGCUCACUGGGAGAUGGUCUGGCCACUACGCUUUUCUGGAUCAUCUUUGUGGCCAUUGUCUGCGUGAUACUCUACAGUGUCUUUACUGGUGGCAACCGGAAUGGUGGCAGACGACCGGGUAACGGCCGUCGCGCUGGUGGCAACUUCUGGGGUGGAGGAGAUGAUAAUGACGACCCUCCACCACCGUAUACUCCCCGAGGUGAGCAAGCCGAGGAGUCCGCCGGAACAUGGACCCCAAUCCGAUGUCUAAAGGUGCUCGAGAUUGUCACUCGCGCAGCGGUCAAUUCUACCUCCCCUCGUUCACCCUCUCGGCGUGGAAAUAGGUCGAGCCUUUCUGACAAUUCUUCUUCAGGCCAACCCAAACCCAAACCCUCGUCAAGAGGCUCCAGCAGUCAACAGAAUGAGCCAUGGCGACCGGGUUUCUGGUCCGGCACUGCUGCAGGAACCGCAGCAGGGUACGCCGCAGGAGCAUGGAACGCCAGUCGUCAAGCCCGCGCUCAGGAAGCUAGGAAUGCUUAUGCCCGACCAGGCCCAUCAAACUAUAAUGCACCAUCCGGCUAUGGUAGCUGGGGAGCAGGUGAGUCGAACAGACACGACUCGGACAUGGAUCAGGACCUGGGCCACGAGCUGUCGAGCUCUAAUGCUUCAACAAGCUAUAGAGAUCCCGCUCGCGAGUCCACACCCCCUUCUCCUCCGCGAUCACAUCCCAGGGACUUCACCACUCGUCGGACUCGCGAGCCGUCGAGACCUUACUCUGCUACGGAGAACAGGGCUCCCGCUCGAUCGAGCAGUUCGCCGGCACCAAGCAGUAGCCGGCAGGAAAGUACUGGCUUCGGAGGUACCAGGCGACGAUAG
Messenger RNA from Fulvia fulva, 1320 nucleotides. RefSeq names its product Store-operated calcium entry-associated regulatory factor. Gene Ontology annotation, biological process: regulation of store-operated calcium entry. Bases 1 to 1320 code for a protein of 439 amino acids. The record is from RefSeq and is a predicted model, not a curated record. Gene Ontology annotation, cellular component: endoplasmic reticulum membrane. The transcript has 3 exons. Lineage: Eukaryota; Fungi; Ascomycota; Dothideomycetes; Mycosphaerellales; Mycosphaerellaceae.